GAGAGGUCGCGCGGUGUAUUUGAUGGUGUCUUAAUAAUGCAAAGCUUGCAAAAUGCACCUCAGAUUCAUUCAACUGCCGGUGCAGUACCUAUUAAAAAUGAAAAAGGCCAAUUUUAUAUGGUAAAGGUUAAGGUCCAGCGCUAUGUUGCCGGAAAGAAACCUGAUUUUGCUUCAAGCUCUAGUUCUGAAUCAGAAGAGGAGCCAACUGUCAAUGAUACCGAAGAAAUCAAGGCUUUUUCAUCGCGGUCCGGAUUAAUCAGAGAUCGUUUCAGAGGGCAGGAGAACUCCAAGUCGACGGCAGACGGAUCUGAUCAACCAACAGCUGAAGAGUUAGCUGACCCUAGAUUCAGGAGAUUGUUAAGGGCCAAGGACCAGCUGAGCCAAAGCAGCGAGGAUGAAGAAGAAACUGAUAGGGUUACUCGUCACAAAAAAUACCGAAAAUCUGGUCAUUAUAGUGAGGAAAGUCCUCAAAAUUCUAAUGGAGAGGAUGCUGACGAAGAGGACGUUGAUGAAGCAGAACUAAUGAGGAGGCGUGAACUUAUUCGUAAGAAAGCAUUGGCUGCUCAGAUCAAUGCUGAAGUAGACAAACAUUGUGGGGAUGGAUAUAACGACACUGGCCACGAAGACGUGGAAGCGGAGGAUGAAUUGGGUUAUUCGGAAGAGGAGUACACAAGUUCAGAUGAUGAAGUAGCUCCUAAAUUAAAACCAGUCUUCGUACGUGCACGUGAUCGAAUAACGUUACAAGCUAAACAUAAGGCAGACCAACUUGCUCAGGAGACCGAAGCAGAAGUAAAACGACUUGCAGAAGAACGUCGUAGAACAACACUUAAGCUACUAGAAACAGAACUACGCCGUGAAGCUGAAGAAGCUCACGCAAUUGAAGACGCUCUUGACGCAAUAGAUUCUGAUGAAGGUCAAGGCAAUCCCCAAGCAGAACAAGAAGAAUAUGAAAAAUGGAAGGUUAGGGAACUAAAACGUAUUCGACGAGAACGUGAGAUUCGGGAGGCAGCACUACAAGAAAAGGCUGAAGUAAGUAUUUCACUUCCUAACCGUCAUCGUAUACAAUUAAAAUGUUGGUUAGAUUGGGUCUCAGUGAUGCAGGUGUUUUCAUUACCUAUCUUCCCUUUGAUGUUGAAUGUCAGUAUUAUUUCAUACAUCCCCUUUCUAACCAUAUCCUUCAUGUUUACUACUUUUUUGCUAUCAUCGAUUCUAACACUUUUGAAUCAUUUGCUAUCCAGCUCUGCUCUGUGAUAUGGCCGAUAUACAUUUGUUUCUGGAUGUACUAUGCUUUGGACUGACUGGCUUUAUCUUUUACAUUUACUGAUGUGUUUUUAUAAUUCGCACACUAAAACUCACUCUAUAUAGCUUUAGGCUUGGCUGCUGUUGGGGACGUUAGAUCCCCAGAACUCACUUGGAAAAGGACCUAAUUUUGUAAUUUUAUUUAGAAAUUUUGAAUUUCUUUGUUUUCGCGCCAAAAGCGCUCUUUUCACCUUCAUAUUGUAUUUCCCACUUGGGAGAAUCUUAAAUGCCAUUUGUCCGUUGUGUCUUUAGUAUGCUAUUUUGUAACUCUCCCCAAGAAGGUUUUGUGCUGUAUAUAUAAGUUUCGAUUUGUGUUUGUUGUUAUCGCUCGUUUCUGGCUGUUUGCGGAAUAUACUUCCCCUAUUCUAAGCUUGAAAUUCUUCCUCUAGUUAGCGGGGCUCGUAACCGCUUCAAACAUAGCAGCUGCUGACUUUAUAUAACUGAAAUUCUCACAUUUUAUUCGUAUACAUCCUAUUUUUGUGGAUGAUCAGGUGAUUAUGAUCUGAGAUUUUAACUCACCUCUUUAAUCCUUUAUCAGUUCCACAUCUUUAAGAUACAUACAGUACAAUUAGAAAUUGUUUUUGUAAAUUUGCGUGUACUUGCUUCAUUAACAUUUGGAACUGCUUAUACUUUGAUGCAAGUCACAUAUUAUUGCUAGUCUCAUUUGUUUGUGCGUAUUUCUCUGGUUUGCAAUUACCUUUAAACGAAAGAUCUAGGCAGUUUUGUGAAAAUUCUUUCAUUCAAGUUUACAUUUUACCGCUAUUCGUUUUUCUCUGCUAUACAUAACGAUCUGACUAACAUGCAUCUCAAUUUUAUGCCAGAGUUCUUUAUUUGUGUAUUUGGUUCGAUUAGUAUUAGAAGGCACUGAUAAAUUAUUUUAAAUCCUCUAUCCAUGAUGUGAAUCUUAUUAAUAGUGUCUCAUAUGGCUAACCACAACGGUAUUCACUCAGUCAGUCAGUCAGUAACAACGUAGAACUUCGUACGUACGUACAUCAGUUCGAGUUGCCACACCACAUUAGCACAGAGAUGCACUUGUCGAUUCAAAUCCCGUAGUGGUAGAGGUAAUAAGAGUAUAAACAGUAAUCGGGAAGAUUAGGGUUUGGAGACGUUAUUUAAAGAGUAUAAUCCAGUGAAAGAAAUUUGGAAAGAGGAAAAAAGGGACAUGAAGAAUUCAGAAGAUUAGAAUUUGGGAGAACACAGAGAGUGGAUGCACCUGCGCCAUUGCAAACGAUUUUGAACCAUGUCAUUCAGGGUCUCUAACCAUCGGUUGCUGUCAUCUCGCGGUCCCAACGGUAUUCACUAUCUGACACGGUAAGUUUUUAUGGACCUAUAUGUAUGUAAGAGUCACUUAAUCACACAUGUUUUUUAAACCGUGCAGAAAUUGACAUUGGUGAGUAUGAAUUUUGUGAAAUGUUUGUCACCAGUGUAUUACGAUGUAACCAAACAACAAUGAACGGGAUUCUAUUUUAUAGUUAAAUAUAUCGAUAAAAACAUGCAACAUUUUUAUAUUUGAUGAUUGUUUGUUUGUUCAGUGCUUAACUCAAGUAGCCAUUUUUUCAAACAGUAUGAUAUAUGCUCAUAAUAAAUUUUAUCUUAUGACACAAAAGUGUUUAUAAUUUGUCUUAUUUUCUCCAAUGUUUGGUUUACGAAAGUUGGUUCAAACGGUUCGUAAAAUUAACUUCGAUUAUUAUAGUGACGUAAACAAUGUUUUCAAACUAAACAGAGCUUAUUUCGUCAUUUUAGAUUGAGCGAAUACGUAAUAUGACUGACGAACAACGACGUGAAGAGUUCAUAAGAAAUCCAAAAGUUAUCACAAACAAAACAGCUAAAGGAAAAUACAAGUUUUUGCAGAAGUAUUUUCAUCGGGGAGCUUUCUAUGUUACUUCGUUGGAGGACAAAGUAUUUCAACAAGACUUUACACAGCCUACUCUGGAAGAUCAUUUUGACAAAACAAAGUUGCCUACUGUUAUGCAGGUCAGUGACGAAAGAAUUGGUCUUCAUGAAUACUUAUUUUUUGGAAGGCUAUUACCUUGACUGUUUAGGACUGAAUUCUACUACGAAAUAUUCAAAGCAGUAUAGAAUUAUUAUGAACAGUCUUGAGUAGAUUAAUCUUCAGACGAACAUUUUAUUCGAAAAGAAGAGGUAUACUUUGAUACGCACAACGUUUUAUGGUUCGUUAGUUAAACGAUAUUAAAAUGUGACAUGGUGAGAAGAAAAAAGUUCAAUGAGAUUAAUUAAAAUGUAGGAGAAAUGUCACAUUAAUAAUCAAGAUCGUCUGUAGCAGUUACUUACCUAACGAUAAACGACUACGUUUCUUAAUGAUGCCUAACUAUCUCUUGAUUCUUAACGUGGUUUUCUUAAUCAAGAAUGUUCAUCUUGAAUAUCAUUCAUGGAUAUAUUCCAUUCUUGGUAUACUACGUGUCUGUUUACUAUAUGUUGAUGGCAAAUUAAUAUCAUACCAAGACGAAAAACGAUUUAGUUCUCAUAAUAAUUUGCUUGGGACCCUCGAAGUUUGAUCAUGCGGUUGAUAUAUUUAUUCCAUAAAAUCAUGAUUCGAAUCUCUCUUUUAUUUUGUUUCAUCAAAUCAAAUGUAUUUAAAUUAAUAACAUUGAUCAGGCUAGUGGAUUGAUUACUAGAAUAACAACGGAUUCAGAGUUAGUGAUUUCAGUAUUCAUCAAACUUUGCUAUAACUGUUAUGAUAACACCCAACUUGGGAAUUUAGCUUUAGUCGAGAUGCUAGUGCAUAAUGCUCUUUUGAACAUGGUUUAACACUGUAAGGGGAAUAUCUUGUCUCUUUAUACCAUACCCACCUCUCAAAAAUGGAGUUAGUUAUGAACACCGUAGGACCUAGCACACAAUCAUAUUAAUGAAAGCAGCUUAAAUAUAAACAGUGGAAAUAUAACUAAAAAACAGUUGGGAUGAAAAGGUAGAGUGUUAAGUUAUACGAAUAUUCGUCAAGAUUAGAACGAAUAGUUUGACAGUAAUUGAGCGCCGAGUAUAGAGAAGUCAUUAUAUGUGAAAAUUAUAUUUGAAAUAUUCUCAGCGAUUGAAAUAUAACUAAUUCCAACGUUUCGUCCAGCUAACUUGUCUGGACUUCUUCAGGGUAAUAAUCAAAAUCAAAAUUAUCAAAGUAGAGAGUUAAGGUUGAUAAAUUGGAUGUGUCGGCCACAAAAUUCCUGUCAUAUUGACAGUUCUAUAGUAAUACUUCAGCUCACUAAACGCCAAUCCUUACAGGUAAAUUAGAAGGCGUGAAACGAGCUUUUUGUACUUUCAUUGAGUUCGAUGAUAAAUCAUACUAUCUAUCUUGUCGAUAUAGAAAAUUAAAUGCGUUUUAAAUGUAAUGUUAUAUUUAAUACUUAGGUUAAGAACUUUGGUCGUGCUGGUCGGACUAAGUAUACACAUUUGGUUGAUCAAGAUACAACUGUAUUCGACUCACCAUGGUCAACAACCAAUCCACAAAAUAUGAAGUUCCAGUCAACUCACGGUGGAGGAUUUAAGCAAAUAUUCUCGAAACCUGGUUUAUCUAAACAGAAGAAAAAGACAGGCUAGCACCUUAAUUAUGAUAAUGUGUAUAUAUAUUUAGCGAAACAGCAAGUCGAGUUUUCCUGUUUUCACUAAUUUUCGAUUUUUUUCUGUCCAUGAGUAUGUACACAGUUGAUGCAAAUAAAUAAUUCUGUUUAUUUUAGAAUUUAUGUUCG
Molecule: messenger RNA, 4997 nt
Organism: Schistosoma bovis
Lineage: Eukaryota; Metazoa; Platyhelminthes; Trematoda; Strigeidida; Schistosomatidae
Source: the annotation of a GenBank genome assembly